AAGUGAAGAUGAAAAAUGAAUUAUGCAAAGUGAACUAACAAGUGAUCUCAUUGUGGAUUUUGAUAAUCCUCAUAGCAACUAUGCGGUUCAGUUGUACAAAUUCGACUUAAUUAGCAUGCCUCGUCAAGGUUGGCUCACAAGUGGAGUUAUUGACGGAUGCGCCUUCAUGUUCAAUAGGCAAGAAGAGGAAUCACCUUCUGCAACAAGGAGAUUCUGGUUUAAUAUUAUGCCUUUUAACUAUAUCAAUUGGUUGUGUGCUGAGAAGGUAAAAAAGGUUCAGUUUGAGAGUGAGAUUGCUGAAAAUGAGAUUAUUUUGAAAAAGCUGGAGGGCACUAGUCAGUAUGAUCAGAAGUUGAAGGAAUGGGAAGAAAGAAGAAAAAGCUGAUUACAAAAGAUGAUGAUUUAUUACUACAAGAAAUGUA
Messenger RNA from Beta vulgaris subsp. vulgaris (sugar beet), 422 nucleotides. RefSeq lists its product as uncharacterized. The record is from RefSeq and is a predicted model, not a curated record. Lineage: Eukaryota; Viridiplantae; Streptophyta; Magnoliopsida; Caryophyllales; Amaranthaceae. The coding region runs from base 23 to 385 and encodes 120 amino acids. The transcript has 2 exons.